Messenger RNA from Penicillium canariense, 3540 nucleotides. RefSeq names its product condensin subunit SMC2. NCBI's taxonomy places the organism in Eukaryota, Fungi, Ascomycota, Eurotiomycetes, Eurotiales, Aspergillaceae. The record is from RefSeq and is a predicted model, not a curated record. Gene Ontology annotation, biological process: chromosome organization. Bases 1 to 3540 code for a protein of 1179 amino acids. Gene Ontology annotation, molecular function: ATP binding; protein binding; ATP hydrolysis activity. Gene Ontology annotation, cellular component: chromosome. The transcript is spliced from 5 exons.
AUGCGGAUCACUGAAAUUGUGAUAGACGGUUUUAAAUCGUACGCCGUGCGAACGGUGAUCUCGGGAUGGGAUGAAGCAUUUAAUUCGAUCACCGGUCUCAACGGGUCCGGUAAAUCGAACAUCCUCGAUGCCAUCUGCUUUGUUCUCGGUAUCACGAACAUGAGCACGGUCCGCGCGCAGAACCUCCAGGACCUCAUUUACAAGCGUGGCCAAGCUGGUGUCACCAAGGCCAGUGUCACCAUCGUCUUCGACAACCGCGACACAUCGAAAUCGCCCAUCGGAUUCGAGGAAUACGCCAACAUCUCCGUUACCCGUCAGAUCGUGCUGGGCGGUACCAGCAAGUACCUCAUCAAUGGCCACCGUGCGCAACAGCAGACAGUGCAGAACCUCUUCCAGAGUGUUCAGCUUAACAUCAACAACCCCAACUUCCUCAUUAUGCAGGGUCGCAUUACGAAAGUCCUGAACAUGAAGGCGGUCGAAAUUCUCUCAAUGAUCGAGGAAGCAGCAGGUACACGAAUGUUCGAAGAUCGGAGGGAGAAGGCAAUCAAGACAAUGGGAAAGAAGGAGUUGAAACUGCGCGAGAUCGAAGAACUCUUGAAGGAAGAAAUUGAACCCAAGCUCGAGAAGCUCCGAUCCGAGAAGCGUGCAUUCCUGGACUUCCAACAGACCCAGAAUGACCUCGAACGCUUGACCCGACUCGUGGUUGCCCACGACUACGUACGCGGUGGGGAGCGUCUGCGGGUGGCAGGCGAGGAGUGCGACAACAAGAGAGGCAAGGUCCAGACACUGGAGGAGAGCGCCGACAAGCUGAAGAGCGAAAUUGCACACUUGGAAGAGGAUGUGAAACGAGUUCGAGCAGCACGCGACAAGGAGCUCCGAAAGGGCGGCAAGUUUCAAGCUCUCGAAGAUGAAGUCAAAAACCAUUCGCACGAGCUGGUUCGUUUGACAACCGUCUUUGAUCUGAAGAAUGCCAGCAUGGACGAGGAGAAGGAGAAGAAGAAGGCCAUCCAAAUUUCCGUCAGCGAUCUUGAGAAGGCAUUGAAGGAGAAGAGGAAGAUCUACGACAAGCUGCAAGCUCAAUACGACGCCGCGAAGGCAGAGCUGGAUGCGCAGAAUGUGGAGGUGGAGCAGAAGGAAGAGUUGCUCCAAACAUUACAGACUGGUGUUGCCUCAAAGGAAGGUCAAGAAAGCGGAUACCAGGGCCAAUUGCAAGACGCACGAAACCGAGCCAGCAACGCCGCCACGGUGCAAGAACAAGCGAAGCUCAAGAUUAGCAACUUUGAGAAGAGAAUCAAGGAGGAGGAGCCACGCGCCAAGAAAGCAAAGGAGCAGAACUCGGGCCUUCUCAAGGACUUAGAGGGGUUGAAAUCACAGGCAAAGAAGCUGGGGUCCGAGCUUACUCGGCUUGGCUUUGAGCCUGGCAAAGAGGAGCAGAUCUACCAGGAACAAUCCGGACUCCAGCGAGACAUUCGCGAGCUUCGCCAGCAAGCCGAUGGAUUGAGGAGGAAGGUUGCAAACAUUGACUUCAACUACCAGGAUCCUCAUCCCAAGUUUGAUCGGUCUAAGGUCAAGGGUCUGGUAGCCCAGCUGUUUACUCUGAACAAAGACCAAAUCCCAGCUGCGACUGCUCUGGAAAUUUGCGCAGGUGGCCGCUUGUACAACGUGGUGGUGGACAGCGCUGAAACCGGUACCCAGCUGCUCCAGAACGGUAAAUUGCGCAAGCGGGUCACCAUUAUUCCUUUGAACAAGAUCUCGACCUUUAAAGCAUCAGCAGAGAAGAUUGGAGCUGCCCAGAAGCUUGCACCUGGGAAGGUAGAUCUCGCUCUGUCUUUGAUUGGCUACGACGAGGAUGUGAUUUCGGCGAUGAACUAUGUCUUCGGCAACACACUCAUCUGCCAUGAUGCUGACACUGCUAAGAAGGUGACCUUUGAUCCUUCGGUUCGGAUGAAGAGCGUGACACUUGAUGGCGAUGUCUACGACCCCUCUGGAACCCUCUCUGGUGGUAGUUCCCCCAACUCCAGCGGAGUACUGGUUACUCUGCAGAAGCUCAAUGAGAUCACCAAGGAGCUGCGAAGUAAGGAGCGGCAGCUUGCCACCCUUGAGGAUAACAUGAACAAGGAGAAGAAGAAGCUCGACACCGUUCGGUCAAUUAAGCAGGAGCUAGAUCUCAAGGUGCAUGAGAUCAAGCUUACCGAAGAGCAAAUUAACAGCAACUCCUCGUCGUCGAUUAUCCAAGCUGUGGAAGAGAUGAAGGCGAAUAUUGAGCAGCUGAAGAAGGACAUGACCGAUGCCAAAGCCCGCCAAUCAGAUGCAAACAAGGACAUUAAGCGCAUUGAGAAGGAUAUGAGCGAAUUCAGCAACAAUAAGGACAACAAAUUGGCAGAACUGCAAACUUCGCUCAAUUCUCUCAAGAAGAGUCUCACCAAGAACUCAGUUUCUGUCAAGGAGCUUCAGAAGGAACUCCAAUCAUCCCGUCUCGACUCCGAACAGGUUGGAAGCGACCUUUCCGCAGCCGAGGAGCAGCUGGCCGAGUCGGAAAAUACGCACCAGGCCCAAGCGGAGGAGAUUGAGUCUCUAAAGCGUGAGCAGGCACGACUAAAGGAUGCUCAUGAUUUGGCCCAAGCCCAACUUGACGAUGAGAGGGCCAAGUUGACCGGAUUCGAUGAGGAACUGCGAGAGCUGGAUGAGACUAUUCAAGCCAAGUCAUCGCAGAUUACCGAAGAGGGCUUGGAGAUGCAGAAGCUCGGCCACCAGCUUGAGAAGCUGCAGAAGGACCAGCAAACUGCCGCUCAGGCUGUCUCUUAUAUGGAGCAAGAGCACGAGUGGAUUGCGGAUGAGAAAGAGCAAUUCGGCCGCGUCAAUACACCGUAUCACUUCCAGAACCAAAACAUCGCCGAGUGCAAGUCAACGCUGCGCAACUUGACUGAACGUUCUCAAGGCAUGAAGAAGAAGAUCAACCCGAAGGUCAUGAACAUGAUCGAUAGUGUCGAGAAGAAGGAAGCCGCCCUGAAGAACAUGAUGAGAACGGUCAUACGUGAUAAGAGCAAGAUCGAGGAGACCAUUGUCAACCUUAAUGAGUACAAGAAGGAGGCUCUCCAUAAGACCUGGGUCAAGGUCAAUGGAGACUUCGGUCAGAUCUUCAACGAGCUCCUACCCGGCAGUUUCGCCAAGCUUGAUCCCCCGGAGGGCAAGGAUAUUACAGAUGGUCUGGAGGUGAAGGUGUCUCUGGGCAAGGUCUGGAAGCAGAGCUUGACGGAGCUGAGUGGUGGACAACGGUCCCUUAUUGCUUUGUCUCUGAUUAUGGCACUCCUACAAUUCAAGCCCGCGCCGAUGUAUAUUCUCGACGAGGUCGACGCAGCAUUGGAUCUGUCGCACACCCAAAAUAUUGGGCGACUGAUCAAGACCCGUUUUAAGGGAUCGCAGUUCAUUGUGGUCUCUUUGAAGGAUGGCAUGUUCCAGAACGCCAAUCGCAUUUUCCGUACACGGUUCAGCGAGGGUACCAGUAUUGUCCAGGCCCUGACACCCGCCGACUUGAAAUGA